AUGAUUUCACUGGCAUCGUUACGGUAUGAAUAUCCUAUCACCCAGAAGCUGAUAGAAAAGUAUUACGAAAAUAUACUAGGUCAGAAGUUGGAUGUCGACAAAGACACUAAAACUAAUUCAGCUGGGAAGGAUACUUUGACUUAUGCUGAAGAGGAUGAUACUCUCAUAAAUGAGAAUGAAAUGCUCUCGAGUCGUGAUAAUAACUCCACAUCCAAGUUUAAAGUAUUAUCUAAUAUCAACACCUCUCUCUCUCACAAUGUGCAGAAAAUGCAUAGAUAUAUAAACAAAUUAAGAUCAUUAUUUUACUCUGCAUUCAUCGGAGAUUACGAAAAGGACUUUCUCAUACAGAAGCUUCUAUCUGAGAAGUUUCAUUCGAUGUCUUACGACGAAUGGAAGAAGUCAUGCUUGGAACUAGACAAACUUACAGACACAGAAGCGUGGAAAGAAGAAACGGAAUCUAGUCUGUACGAUUACAAACUUAUACAAGAAAUAACAGAAAAAAUGAGGAAAGCCAGGUUGGAUGAAGAUUACUCACAACUUGUCUACAUAAUAAGAACAAAUUGGGUAAGAGAUUUAGGGAAUAUGGGAAAUGUGAAUUUAUAUCGAAAUACUCAUAUCGGGACGAAAAAAGUCAUCGACAACUAUAUAGAGGAAUCAAAAUUAGCUAUAGAAGCAUUGAUUAAUAGUUCUGACUUGGAUGAUGUGUAUUUAUUGGGGAUGUUGCAACAGACAAGAAGAAAUAUAGGAAGAACAGCAUUGGUGUUAAGUGGUGGUGGUACAUUUGGGUUAUUUCAUAUUGGUGUUUUAUCAACACUCUCAGAGCUAGAUUUGUUACCAAAAGUAAUCAGUGGUAGUAGUGCAGGCGCUAUUGUCGCAAGUAUACUUUCGGUUUAUACUAGAGAAGAAAUACCUGAGUUAUUCGAAAGAAUUUUAAAUACAGACUUUAAUAUCUUUAAAGAUGAUCGUUUGAAAACUGAGAGUGAAAAUUUGUUAAUAAAAAUUUCUAGAUUCUUUAAGAAUGGCACUUGGUUUAGUAAUCAACAUUUAAUACAUACAAUGAAGGAAUUUUUAGGUGAUUUGACUUUUAGGGAAGCUUAUAACAGAACGGGGAAGAUUUUAAACAUUACAGUUUCGCCAGCUUCUAUAUUCGAGCAACCAAGAUUAUUAAAUAAUUUAACUGCCCCAAAUGUGAUGAUCUGGUCUGCUGUAUGUGCUUCUUGUUCCCUUCCUGGUAUUUUCCCUUCAAGUCAGUUGUAUGAAAAGGAUCCUGUCACAAGGGAAAAUAGAGAGUGGAACAGUAGCUCAGUAAAAUAUGUGGAUGGAUCUGUAGAUAAUGAUCUUCCUAUCUCUAGGCUAUCUGAGAUGUUCAACGUUGACCAUAUUAUUGCAUGUCAAGUUAAUAUCCAUGUUUUCCCUAUGUUAAAAAUGUCUUUAUCAUGUGUGGGAGGUAAUAUUCAAGAUGAAAUAAGUGCCAAGUUUAAACAAAAAUUGGGCACCAUGUACUAUUUUUUUACUGAAGAAUUAAUUCAUUAUCUUGAGAUAGGUUGUGAAAUUGGUAUGGCCAAAAAUUUAUUGACAAAACUAAGAUCUGUAUUAUCUCAACAAUAUUCUGGCGAUAUUACUAUACUGCCAAAUAUAGAUAUGCUAUUUAGAAUUAAUGAACUAUUGGCAAACCCUUCAAAGGAAUUUAUUUUGAGAGAAACUGUAAACGGAGCUAGGGCAACUUGGCCAAAAAUUUCAAUUAUCCAAAAUCAUUGUGGUCAAGAGUUUGCUCUUGAGAAGGGAAUUAGUUAUUUAAAAGGCAAAAUUUUAAUAUCUUCCUCAAUUAGAAAUCCGCUUCAGUUUUCUGAAGUACCAGUUGGCCUUGUACCAUCACAAAUUGAAAAAUUCGAAACUGAAUCUUCUGCAAAGAUACUAGAUGAUAACUUAUUAGAAACGGAGCCAGCAAAUUCACUUUUAUUGUUACCCGAGGAGCUAAUGCUAAGUAGGAGAUUUACUACAACAAAGUUGACUUCUUCUAGAGCAUUACCUCAUAAAUCAAGCGCAAUGAUCCAUAGAAGAAAAUCAGAUACUCUACCAUUUUCAAGACCUAAAGUACAUUCAAAGUCAUUUACAUUAAUGCACCCUGCAUCUACUAUAGAUAAUACAUCUAUUGCAGUAAAUGAAGAAAAACCAUUGCUUUUGCAUGGAAAAACUGUUGAUAAAAGUCCAUUAAAGAAGAAUUUGAAAUCAAUAUUGCAUCAUAAUGAAUAUAAUACUCUGAAGGAGUUUCCGUUUAAUCAUUUACCAAAUUAUAAUAGAAUGGAAAAGUACAUUCAGAGAGUGCCUCAAAACAAGGGUUUGGUGAGUAAAAUCUUUUCAAAUAAUGUUUCACCAAGGUUUAAUAAAGGAGUAGCCAAAGGCCCAACCGAGCAUAACAGCAUUGUUAAGGGAAGAACUGGCGUAUUUUUUACAGAGUCUGAUAAUGAUGAUGCUGUUUCUCAAAGAAGUUCAGUAAGUUAUGAAGGAGCAUCUAUAGAAACAAUUCCACAGACUAAUGAUAUUGCAUGGGCUCAAGCAGAAUCAACACCGACACGAAAUAUUCAUAGACCAGGGAACCCGGUAAAUGAGCAAGAGAUAGAUCCAGGUGACUGA
Messenger RNA from Tetrapisispora phaffii CBS 4417, 2634 nucleotides. RefSeq lists its product as uncharacterized. Gene Ontology annotation, molecular function: triacylglycerol lipase activity. Bases 1 to 2634 code for a protein of 877 amino acids. Lineage: Eukaryota; Fungi; Ascomycota; Saccharomycetes; Saccharomycetales; Saccharomycetaceae. Gene Ontology annotation, biological process: lipid metabolic process. The record is from RefSeq and is a predicted model, not a curated record. The transcript has a single exon.